Messenger RNA from Gigantopelta aegis, 534 nucleotides. Its product is annotated as kunitz-type serine protease inhibitor homolog delta-dendrotoxin-like. The transcript has 3 exons. The coding region runs from base 122 to 367 and encodes 81 amino acids. The record is from RefSeq and is a predicted model, not a curated record. Gene Ontology annotation, molecular function: serine-type endopeptidase inhibitor activity. NCBI's taxonomy places the organism in Eukaryota, Metazoa, Mollusca, Gastropoda, Neomphalida, Peltospiridae.
CUAUUAAAAACUUUGCCUUGUGAUAUACAAGAAGGCAAAGAUAAGCAGAAUACAAAAAAAACCACAUUGCCUUUCACACGUUUUAGAAAUUAUUGCUAAACAAGAUAACAAAGCUUUCAAAAUGGCUUCCUAUGGUUUUGUACUCUUUGUCUUUGUGGUAUGCGGUCUGUUGGAGUCCGCUGUAUUUCAAAGUCCUCACGAUUGCAAUGAACCAAUGGACAUAGGACCGUGUGACGGGGUAGUCCCUCGAUUCUUCUACAGCUUCCAGAUGAGACAGUGUCUCAGUUUCGAUUACGGGGGAUGCGGAGGGAACAGCAACAACUUCAAAACCAGACGAGAAUGCGAGGACACAUGCGUCUGGGACUAGUCGUUCCACAACUGCAAACUGUUUUUAUUGUUGUCAAAGAGAAUCUUCAGUUAAUGAAAAACAAUGUAGACCUUUAAUUCUUCAAAAUAACGUAACCUAAAACGCGACAAUAGGUAGAGGAAGAAUAGUUGUUUUAUGAUCGAUUAAAUAUUAGUCAAAACUAUAAA